Pseudophryne corroboree (corroboree frog) is the source of this 1102-nucleotide messenger RNA. It is a transcript of the gene SNRNP25, whose product is annotated as small nuclear ribonucleoprotein U11/U12 subunit 25. Lineage: Eukaryota; Metazoa; Chordata; Amphibia; Anura; Myobatrachidae. Gene Ontology annotation, biological process: mRNA splicing, via spliceosome. Gene Ontology annotation, molecular function: protein binding. Gene Ontology annotation, cellular component: U12-type spliceosomal complex. The transcript has 7 exons. The coding region runs from base 311 to 811 and encodes 166 amino acids. The record is from RefSeq and is a predicted model, not a curated record.
AUGUGGGACAGUAGAUGCUAGAUCCAAGUGGCCUAAUGGAUCUUUUACGUCAGGGGGAGGAGCCACGACACGCUAUGUGGGACUAAGGAGGAAGAGAAGGGUUGAGGCUAGAUCCAAGUGGUCUAAGGCACCUUUUCCGUCAGGGGGAGGAGCCACGACACAAGAGGGAGGAGCUACGCCAGCGGGACAGUUGCUGUAGUAUCCACGCCACCAACUAUUACCUUUUGCCCGAAGCGUGGCGAGCGAAAUUUUCGGGUACCUUGUUCGGCCGUAGCUCCUCCCCCUGUUGACGGGUCUCCUCCCCUAGGAAAUGGAUGUAAAAAUGGAAUCAGAGUAUGGUAAUAACAUAGAAGAUCUACUGGGCGAAAUUAAGCAGGAAGAUGCAGAAGAAGAAUUGCCACAUGCAGAGGUUGUAGACAUAUUCCAGGAAGGGCUUGCCAUGUUAGUACAAGACCCUUUGCUGUGUGAUUUACCUAUACAGGUUACAUUAGAAGAAAUCAAUUCACAGAUUGCGCUUGAAUUUGGUCAGGCGAUGACUGUCAGGGUGUGUAAGGCAGAUGGGGAAGUGAUGCCUGUAGUUGUUAUUCAGAAUGCCACCGUUCUCGAUUUAAAGAGAGCCAUACAGCGGUACAUUCAGCUAAAGCAUCAGCGGGAAGGGGGCAUUCAGCAUAUUAGUUGGAAAUAUGUGUGGAGAACAUACCAGUUGUCGUUUUCUGGAGAGAAGCUGGAUAAUGAUGAGAAAUGUAUUCGUGAAUAUGGUAUUAAAAACAGAGACGAGGUGGCUUUUGUGAAGAGGCUUAAAAAAAAGUAGUGUCAUGGUUCUCGCAUGGCUCAUUCAUACAUUAAUAGGAUCAAUCAAUAACCAGCAGUGGCCUGGAUGCUCUAACGACUACAAUACAUUGAACAGUCAAGAUACUAUGAGGGUGCAACCUGAGGGUUGUGUGUCAGUUCAUGGGCUCUGGAAAAUACAGAUAUAUUGUAAUGUAAAUAGAAAUUACCUGUUUUUAUAUUAUUAUUAUUAUUAUUUUUAAUUAAACAGCCACUAAACACAUGCCAUUGCAAUGUACUUAUUCAGUGUUUUGAAUAAAAUGAUUACAUUAUG